UAAAUAAUUCCAUUUAAUAUUGCUUUUGUUAUACCUGACGGUAGAACUUUAUUGUAAACCUAUACAGGUGGUUUUUAAAUGUACCAAUACUGAUUUACGGCUACAAAGUUACGUGAUAAUAUUUAACUAUGUAACAUUAUUGGGUUUUUCAUUUGUUUUAAGAUGAAAACUUUGUAGAAAACUUUGUAGAAAAAUUGUGUUCAAUACGUCUAUAUAAGUAAUGAAAACAUGUUAUUGUAUAAAAGGUAACAUGUAAGAAAAGUGCGUUAAAUCUAGAAAAUCCUAUUAAAGAAUGUUUCCAUAAUUUGUUAACAGAUUAAAGCUGUAAAGAAUUACAGAGGGAUUAACAGUUUUGGACGCAGUAAGUGAAUAAUAAACAUGUUAAAAAUAUAUUUUGGCUGGAGAAUUACAAUUAAAACGAUCUUUGUGCACGGAACUUAAAAAAACUAGCAAAAUUGAAGAAUUCUAAAAUAUCCAUAUUUGUUCAGUAUUGAUUGACAAACGCACGUGUUAUCAACGCUUUUGUUAUUAUGAAAUUUCCGUGGAAUUUAAAUGCUUUUCUUUAAUGAUGUGGAACUAAAAUGACGAAAGAAUCCAGGUGAAUAUAGCAAUGAGAUUAAGACCCAUGCUGUUAUGUUUUUAACUUCAAGUUAACUUUGUUUACGCUCUUGAACAUCGUGAAAACGACCUCAACUGAAGUUUAAAAAUGAGGCUGUUUAAAGCUCAAAAUUUUUACGGAGAUAUUACAUCACCCCCGCCACCACCUCAUUUCUCCAUUGAUCGUGAGGCGACACGAGUCAUGCCUGUAUACCUCAACCAGUAUCGAGACGGCCGACGACUUCCGACGCCGGAAAAAGUUGCCGUCAUGGAAUUGUCAAACAGCUUUGAGCGCAGACGGCUUGGCAAACAUCAAAGGAUUUUAAAUGACAUAUCUGAAAGGUGCCGAGCUCAGGAAAUCACCGAUUUAAGCAAUAAAUUAUCCGCCAAAAAGACAAUAUGCGAAAUUGAAAGACCAACUAAAGAAAUGACAUUUUAUUCCACAACGUUCAUGGGGUCACAACCGAGAAAAAUAGCCCCGGAUGUUGCCGAAGCUGGUAACGAACCGUCACCUGGGAGCGAUGAUGAAACCCGUCCGUUGUUUGAGAAAAACUAUAAACAAUUUCCAGCAAGACGUAUAAUGCGACAUCAAACGAAGUUCGACUUUUUGAGACAAAAUACCAACUUUCCUAAGAUAACUGCAUCUGCUGUCCAGUCAGCGCCUACAGUAUCAGUGUCCGAUUCUCAAGUGAUGAAUUUGCGAGCCCGACUUGCCCAAAGACAACAAAUAAAUGGUCCUAUACAACUUGACCACUAUACCAGUCCUAGACCGGAUCUUGCACCUCUCGUGUUACCCACUUUAGAACGAUACAAUACGGGAUUUCAAUCAGAGCGAAUCGACAGAUCCGAUAUGUGCUUUUCAACAUCACGACUUACAUUAGGAGCUAGAACUAAAACUCAAUUAACAAUGGAUACAUCCCGAAGUGCCCAAAACCCGUUACAUAGUAUUCCACCAAUGGCUUUGGCAAAUUACGGACAUGAACUUUCACAAUUACAGCUGACGAGUGGGCAUUCCCCACCACCAAACUCUGUUCAUGAAAUAAGCGCCGAUGCGUCCUGAAAUAAAUUCUAAAAUGAAAGAAAGCAGAUGGCGUAUUUCAAUCCCAGCGCUUGGAAAUUAACUUGAUAAAUGGUUCAAUGAAACAGUUUCAAAAUGUAUAUAUACAUUUUAUAUUGUGUCCGUAUAUAUAAACACCUUAAUGGUAAUGUAAUAACUAUACUGUUAGAUGUAAUUGGAUCAUGGGUAUACAGAUUGUUAAAUGUUUCUUAAUGGGGUCUAAAUCAUUUAAACCAUUCGGGAAUCAUUUAACGUAUAAACGUUUUAUUUUUCAUUUUUCAUUGUAAUAUUGACCUUAAUCUUUUUAAAUGUCCAUUAUUAACUUUCUGGAUAUCAAUAAAUAUAUGAUAGCAGUACAGAACCUGAUCAUAUGCGGUUCUAUACACGGGUCAGAGGCUGACCAGUAUGGUCUACAGCAAAUAAAGGAAAAUAGAUGCAGGGACAUGACAUUGUACCGAACAGUUCAGUUCUUGCUGCUGUGAUAUUCCUUACAAUACUAACUUUUAUCUAUUAUAUAUAUAUAUAAUUUGCUGACAAAUUUAUUUGAUUUAGUUAUUGUUUCAUUAUUAUUUACUUCUGUUUCGUAACAUAUAAUUUUAAGUUUUAUUCAUUUUGAAAAUGUAUUGCAUUUUGGGCCAUUUUCAAAACAAUGAUUAUACUACGUGUGAUUUUGUUUGUAAUAUGUUUUAUUCCACAAUGUCCUAUUAAUAGAUGAAUAAGAUUCA
Molecule: messenger RNA, 2379 nt
Organism: Ruditapes philippinarum (Manila clam)
Lineage: Eukaryota; Metazoa; Mollusca; Bivalvia; Venerida; Veneridae
Exons: 1
Coding region: 707-1657 (316 amino acids)
Source: RefSeq, a predicted model, not a curated record